UGAUGUUCUUCUUAGGAUGACCCCAGCAGAAAGGCUGAUAAGAAGCUUCAAUCUGUUUCCAAGAAAAUCAGUAAACAUAAGAAGAGGAAGUAGUGAUGAUGUGUUUGUCCCUGGAAAAUUAGUGGAGAAGAAGUUCUCAUUUCUUGCUGAUUCCUCUGUUCAAGAAUUAGGUCAUCAUGCCGGCUAUUAUUCUCUUCCUCGUACCAAAGCCGCAAGGAUGUUCUAUUUUUUCUUUGAAUCUCGGAACAAUAAUAGCAAAGAUGCCCCAGUUGUGAUAUGGUUGACUGGAGGACCAGGAUGUGGCAGUGAACUUGCAUUGUUCUAUGAGAAUGGUCCUUUCAAAAUUACUAAUAACAUGUCUCUUGUUUCCAAUGACUAUGGUUGGGACAAGGUUUCAAACCUUAUCUAUGUUGAUCAACCAACUGGGACAGGGUUCAGCUACAGUUCUGAUGAGUCAGACCUUCGCCAUGAUGAAACGGGUGUUAGCAACGAUCUUUACGAUUUCUUGCAGGCAUUUUUCAAACAGCAUCCUCAGUUUGUUAAGAAUGAUUUUUAUAUCACCGGAGAAUCAUAUGCUGGACACUAUAUUCCAGCUCUUGCCUCUCGAAUUCAUCAAGCUAACAAACAAAAACAAGCCAUUCUUAUAAAUCUAAAGGGUUUUGCUAUUGGCAACGGAUUAACCAAUCCGGGGAUUCAAUAUGCAGCAUACACGGAUUUUGCAUUAUCCAAUAAAUUAAUUACAAAGAGUGAUUACAACAACAUCAACUCCAGGCUCCAUGGAUGUGAACAAGAAGUAAAAAAUUGCGCAACUGAAGGUGGAGACCAUUGUGCCACCGCUAAAGCCACGUGUGACCAAAUAUUCCAAAGUAUCCUUAGCGCUGCUGGCAACGUUAAUUACUAUGACAUUAGAAAAAAAUGUGAAGGAGCUUUGUGCUAUGACUUCUCAAACGUGGAUAAACUCUUAAACGAUAAUUCAGUGAAGAAGGCUUUAGGUGUGGAUGAUGAUUUGGACUAUGUUUCAUGCAGUGAUGAAGUGUAUUUUGAUAUGGUUAAUGACUUCAUGGUCAAUUAUGAUGUGGGUAUUCCACCUCUUCUUGAAGAUGGUAUUAGGUUUCUUAACUAUGCUGGUGAAGAAGAUCUCAUUUGUAAUUGGCUAGGUAAUAUAAGAUGGGUUAGUGCCAUGAAAUGGUCAGGUCAAAAAGAAUUUAACGCAGCUCCUACAGUCCAAUAUAAAGUCAAUGGUGUAGAGGCAGGGUCUCUAUCAAGUCAUGGACCUCUCACUUUCUUGAAGGUAUAUAAAGCUGGACACUUGGUUCCUAUGGACCAACCAGAAGCCGCACUUGAUAUGCUCACAAGAUGGAUGCAAGGCAAAUUAAAUUAAGUGAUGUCCUCGUCACAAAAUCAAUUCAAAUCAAAAUAAAUUUAUUAAUGAUUAUCUCUUGUAUGUUAGA
Molecule: messenger RNA, 1451 nt
Organism: Arachis stenosperma
Lineage: Eukaryota; Viridiplantae; Streptophyta; Magnoliopsida; Fabales; Fabaceae
Product: serine carboxypeptidase-like 48
Exons: 8
Coding region: 17-1381 (454 amino acids)
Biological process (GO): proteolysis
Cellular component (GO): vacuole
Molecular function (GO): serine-type carboxypeptidase activity
Source: RefSeq, a predicted model, not a curated record